GUUUAUUUAUUCAACCGACCGAUACCGUGUGGACAUUAUUUUACCAAGCGUUCGCAACCGCACAACACGGAGAGCCAAGCCAAAGAGAGCUACUACAGCACACACAACCAGAGAGCUAGGAGGCCCAGAGAGCUACAGCUACAGCCACACCAUAAUACCACCAUACGAUCCCCGAUCCCAACCGAUCCGAUCCGAUACGAUCCCAAAUCAAACCAUAUACACGGCGGUUCGCACCGCCCAGCUAUCUAGUAGAUAAAAAGUCGCCGAGACGAGAACGCAGUGCGCAGAACCGAUCCGAACCGCUAACUUGAACGCCAAACACUCGCGUUGUCGUAAUCCCCCAUCCGAGAUUCGACUCUAUUUUCCAGAGCAUACUGCACACAGCUCGUACAACAGUGCCUUAAAUCAAAGCUAAACUAAACUAUACUAUACCAUACCAUAUACCAUAUACUAUAUACUAUAGCAAACUAGAAAAUCAAAUUCAAACAAAAGUUAAGAGAAGAAAAGAAAACAAGUCUCGAAACUGAAAACGAAAAACGCAAAUUUAUGCAGCCGCUAAGUAAAAACAAAACAGCGAAUAAAUAAAAAAAUAAAAAAAACGGCAAAUAGAAUAAAUCCAAUAAAUCGGCGCGCGAAACUCGCGUGUGUUAUCUAAUCUGCAAGAGAAGUACAAGAAUCGGUAUCUCGGUUCUAUACUACAUCUAUAUCUAAUAUAUCUAUAUCCAUUGUGUGUGUGCCAGUGUGUGCGUUGCGACCUUUGUUUUUCUAUAUAUUUUUUGUUGUUGUUGUUGAAACUGUGUGAAACGUGCCUUACAAGCCGGUCAUUUCAAACAAAAAAAUACACACUACUUGCUGCAAAAUAACCAUAAAUAUGGCCAACAAGCAGAGGAAAUCGAGUGGCAGCAUCGAAUGGGCCACGGCCACCGGCACAGUACCGCUCCUGGAAAGGAGUUGCAACAGCAACAGUAACAGUAACAGUGAGGAAACGGAAAUGGAAGCCCAGAUCCCCAGAUCCAGCCACAGAGCCCCCAGAGAACAGCCCAUGAUCCGCCACCUGCGACACCUGCUCAUCGCCGGACUGCUGAUCGUCUGUCUGGUGGGCGGGACGGAGGGCCGCCGGCAUGCGCCGCUCAUGUUCGAGGAGUCCGACACGGGCAGGCGGUCCAACAGACCAGCGGUCACCGAAUGUCAGUUUGGCAAAGUUCUGCGCGAAUUAGGCUCGACCUGGUACGCGGAUUUGGGUCCACCCUUCGGAGUGAUGUACUGCAUCAAGUGUGAAUGCGUGGCGAUACCCAAGAAGCGCCGCAUCGUUGCACGCGUCCAGUGUCGCAAUAUUAAGAACGAGUGUCCACCGGCCAAAUGCGAUGAUCCCAUCUCGCUGCCCGGAAAAUGCUGCAAGACCUGUCCCGGCGAUAGGAACGAUACGGAUGUGGCCUUGGAUGUGCCAGUGCCCAGCGAAGAGGAAGAGCGCAACAUGAAACAUUACGCUGCGUUGCUCACGGGCCGCACUUCCUAUUUCCUCAAGGGCGAGGAGAUGAAGUCCAUGUACACCACCUACAAUCCCCAGAAUGUUGUGGCCACCGCCCGUUUCCUGUUCCACAAGAAGAACCUCUACUACUCGUUCUACACCUCAUCGCGAAUCGGUCGUCCACGGGCCAUCCAAUUCGUAGACGAUGCCGGUGUCAUCCUGGAGGAGCAUCAACUGGAGACCACCUUGGCCGGCACCCUGAGUGUCUACCAGAAUGCCACCGGCAAGAUCUGCGGUGUGUGGCGUCGUGUGCCGCGGGAUUACAAGCGCAUCCUGCGCGACGAUCGCCUCCAUGUGGUGCUCCUGUGGGGCAACAAACAGCAGUCUGAGUUGGCUCUGGCCGGCAAGGUGGCCAAGUAUACGGCUCUGCAGACGGAACUAUUCAGCUCUCUGCUGGAGGCAGCUCCUCAGACUCUGCCCGAUGGCAAGACGGAUCCCCAGCUGGCCGGAGCCGGUGGCACGGCCAUUGUGUCCACCAGCAGCGGUGCCGCCUCCUCGAUGCAUCUCACCCUGGUCUUCAACGGUGUCUUUGGUGCCGAGGAGUUCGCCGAUGCCGCACUGAGUGUAAAGAUUGAGUUGCCGGAACGCAAGGAGGUCAUUUUCGAUGAGAUUCCCCGCGUGCGCAAGCCCUCCGCCGAGAUCAAUGUCCUGGAGCUGUCCUCGCCCAUUUCAAUUCAGAAUCUGCGCCUCAUGUCCCGCGGCAAACUGCUGCUCACCGUGGAGUCCAAGAAACAUCCGCAUCUGCGCAUCCAGGGACACAUUGUGACCCGGGCCAGCUGUGAGAUCUUCCAGACCCUGCUGGCACCGCACAGCGCCGAAUCCUCGACCAAGAGCAGUGGCCUGGCCUGGGUCUACCUGAACACCGAUGGCUCCCUGGCCUACAACAUCGAGACGGAGCACGUGAACACCCGGGAUAGGCCAAACAUUAGCCUGAUCGAGGAGCAGGGCAAACGAAAGGCCAAGCUGGAGGAUCUGACGCCGAGCUUCAACUUCAACCAGGCCAUUGGAAGUGUGGAGAAGCUGGGUCCCAAGGUCCUUGAAUCGCUAUAUGCCGGCGAACUGGGCGUUAAUGUGGCCACAGAGCACGAGGCCAGCCUGAUCCGAGGACGACUGGUGCCCCGACCGGUGGCCGAUGCCCGGGACUCGGCUGAACCCAUUCUGCUGAAGCGAGUGCAGGACCAGAAUCCCCAUGCCGUGGGCAUGGCCUGGAUGUCCAUCGACAACGAAUGCAAUCUUCACUACGAGGUGACCCUCAACGGUGUGCCGGCCCAGGAAUUGCAACUGUAUCUGGAGGAGAAGCCCAUCGAGGCAAUUGGAGCACCGGUGACAAGGAAGCUGCUCGAGGAAUUCAAUGGCUCGUACUUGGAGGGUUUCUUCCUCAGCAUGCCCUCGGCGGAGCUGAUCAAGCUGGAGAUGAGUGUCUGCUACUUGGAGGUGCACUCCAAGCACUCCAAGCAGCUUCUGCUGCGUGGCAAACUCAAGAGCACCAAGGUGCCGGGUCACUGUUUCCCCGUCUACACCGACAACAAUGUCCCGGUGCCCGGGGAUCAUAAUGAUAACCAUCUGGUGAAUGGGGAGACCAAGUGCUUCCACUCGGGACGCUUCUACAACGAGUCGGAGCAGUGGCGCAGUGCCCAGGAUUCCUGCCAGAUGUGCGCCUGUCUUCGUGGUCAGUCCAGCUGCGAGGUGAUCAAGUGCCCAGCCCUCAGGUGCAAGGCGGGAAUCGAGCAGCUCCUCCAGCGCGACGGUGAAUGCUGUCCCAGCUGUGUGCCCAUUCAAUCUCAAGCGGCCACGCAAUCCUCGCCAGCCACCAAUGUCACCGAUUUGCUGCAGCAGCGACGCGGCUGCCGGCUGGGCGAACAGUUCCAUCCGGCCGGUGCCAGCUGGCAUCCAUUCCUGCCGCCCAAUGGCUUCGAUACCUGCACCACCUGCAGCUGCGAUCCCCUGACCCUCGAGAUCCGAUGCCCCCGGCUGGUGUGCCCACCGCUGCAGUGCAGCGAGAAGUUGGCCUAUCGGCCGGACAAGAAGGCCUGCUGCAAGAUCUGCCCGGAGGGCAAGCAGAGCAGCUCCAACGGGCACAAGGCCGUGCCCAACAACCCCAAUGUGCUGCAGGACCAGGCCAUGCAGCGAUCGCCCAGCCACAGUGCCGAGGAGGUCCUGGCCAACGGCGGCUGCAAGGUGGUCAACAAGGUGUACGAGAACGGCCAGGAGUGGCACCCCAUCCUCAUGUCCCACGGCGAGCAGAAGUGCAUCAAGUGCCGCUGCAAGGACUCCAAGGUGAACUGCGACCGCAAGCGCUGCUCCCGCUCCACAUGUCAGCAGCAGACGCGGGUGUCCACCAAGCGGCGACUCUUCGAGAAGCCGGACGCAGUGGCUCCGGCCAUCGACGAGUGCUGCUCCACCCAGUGCCGCCGGUCGAGGCGCCACCACAAGCGGCAACCGCACCACCAGCAGCAGCGCUCCUCCAGUUGAGCGGCUCAGCGAGGAGGAUUCGCCGGGGGGAUCCCAGUCCCGAUUCCGAUUCCGAUCCCGAUCUAGAUUCAGAUACAGAUUCAGAGGU
Messenger RNA from Drosophila suzukii, 4088 nucleotides. It is a transcript of the gene sog, whose product is annotated as short gastrulation. Gene Ontology annotation, molecular function: BMP binding. Gene Ontology annotation, biological process: negative regulation of BMP signaling pathway; multicellular organism development; dorsal/ventral pattern formation. Lineage: Eukaryota; Metazoa; Arthropoda; Insecta; Diptera; Drosophilidae. The record is from RefSeq and is a predicted model, not a curated record.